Messenger RNA from Morchella sextelata, 729 nucleotides. RefSeq lists its product as uncharacterized. Gene Ontology annotation, molecular function: protein-folding chaperone binding; adenyl-nucleotide exchange factor activity; protein homodimerization activity. Bases 1 to 729 code for a protein of 242 amino acids. The transcript is spliced from 3 exons. Gene Ontology annotation, biological process: protein folding; protein import into mitochondrial matrix. The record is from RefSeq and is a predicted model, not a curated record. Lineage: Eukaryota; Fungi; Ascomycota; Pezizomycetes; Pezizales; Morchellaceae. Gene Ontology annotation, cellular component: PAM complex, Tim23 associated import motor.
AUGUUCCGCCGUGCUCUCCUCCAGCAAUCCCGCCAGUUCUCAUCUAGGACAUUUGCCGCCGCGGCGAAGCCAUCAUUCUCAAUCGUCCUUCCAUCCAUCCGACAAUGCGCCCCUACACUAUCCCGGGGCCGUUUUAUGUCCACAGAGGCUUCAUCAGAGAAGGCUACCGAAGAGUCAAAGCCUGAAGCUGCUGCCGCUGCCUCAAACGGUAACGGAAAUGGAGAUCUUAAGGCUGAAUUGGAGGCUUUAAAGAAGGAGCUGGAGAAGAAGACCGAGGAGGCAAAGGACUUUAAAGAUAAAUUCACCCGCACUGUCGCCGACUUCCGUAACCUCCAGGACCGCACCGAGCGUGACAUGAAGGCUGCCAAGGACUACGCUAUUCAAAAGUUCGCCAAAGACCUUGUUGACAGCGUCGACAACCUCGACCGUGCCCUCUCGGCUGUUCCCGAAGAGAGCCGAGCUGACGCCGAGAACAAGAAGGAGCUCGUGGAUCUCUACAAUGGGUUGAAGAUGACAGAGGGCAUUUUGUUGAACACGCUGAAGAAGCACGGAUUGGAGAAGAUCGACCCUAUUGGUGAGGCGUUCGACCCCAACAGACAUGAGGCCAUGUUCCAGGUACCGAUGGCCGACAAGGAGCCUGGUUCGGUAUUCCAUGUGCAGCAAACUGGUUUCACAUUGAACGGGCGAACUAUUAGGGCUGCCAAGGUCGGCGUUGUAGCGAGCGCGUAA